Messenger RNA from Thrips palmi, 3407 nucleotides. Its product is annotated as ornithine decarboxylase 2-like. Lineage: Eukaryota; Metazoa; Arthropoda; Insecta; Thysanoptera; Thripidae. Gene Ontology annotation, cellular component: cytoplasm. The record is from RefSeq and is a predicted model, not a curated record. Gene Ontology annotation, molecular function: ornithine decarboxylase activity. The coding region runs from base 689 to 2233 and encodes 514 amino acids. The transcript has 8 exons.
CUUGCUCAGAUUAGUCCGAUCUGUCGUGAUCCUAGCAAGACGGUGCCGCCUGUAGUCAUACAGGGAGCCAGCCGGCCUGAGUUUAGGAUUGAAGGAGUGUGAGAAUAGAAGUUGUGGUACGUGCAGUGACAACUGGAAAGCAGUGCGGGUGGAAGUGUGUGACUUGGUCACUUCAGUACAGUGGAACGCAUUUGUUCAGUACCUGUUUCUAGUGACUAUUAGCACCUGUGGUGUGCGAUGCUCUGCUGGCUGGGUCUGAUUGGGAAUGUGCAGUCCUAACUUUAAUUUUGGAGGUGUUCAAUUGGGUCCUUGUGAGGCCGGGUGCUGUGAUUGCACCUACCGUCUAAAAGACGAAACUGAAAGUCGAAAGGGUAGCGGGAACUCGGGUCGGCUGGUUCAAGGCCCAGCAAGUGCACUUUCCCAAUUCCAGAACAAGUGGCACCUUGCCCUCAACGCCGAGCCGCCUUGGCUGUCAAUUGAAUCUGUGUGCUAGCCCCCUUAACCUGCUUACUAGUACCAUUCAGUCUAACGCUGACCCCGACCGAACAUAGGCUGCCUCUUUGCUUAGUUGAACGAGUCAACCUAGAACGCUUCCAACAGGACUAUUAUCCUGUGAUUGACUAUUUUAUAUUAUAAACCCCAGUAGUAUUUUUUCUUCUAUUUUAUCUUUACAUUAAAACCAAUCAAGAUGAAGCUCACCAAUCUUGAUGAACGCAUUCAUGUCCUGGACGGAGAGACUAGCCCAUCCUCAGUCCUCCAGGCAAUUUGUCAGUCAGGAAUCCAAGAAGAGGCAUUUUACAUCUGUGAUGCCGAUGAAAUUAUUUUUAAGUACAAGCAGUGGAAACUUCUGCUUCCCCGUGUUCAGCCCCAUUAUGCUGUGAAAUGCAAUGACAGCACAGUUGUUCUUGAAAUUCUUGCUGCACUUGGAACCGGCUUUGAUUGUGCAUCCAAGGGUGAAAUCAACAAAGUUUUGGACCUUGAAGUAGACCCCAACCGUAUCAUCUUCGCUCAUCCCUGUAAACCGGCUUCUCAUAUUCGCCAUGCUGCUGCCUUGGGAGUCAACCUUACAACUUAUGACAAUGUCACUGAGCUGCACAAAAUGAAGAGCCUCCACCCAACCUGCAAUUUGGUGUUGCGCAUGCGCUGCGAUGCUUCAUCCUCAUGUUCUCAGCUUGGCAUCAAAUACGGAUGUGAUCCUGUCACUGAGGGUCCCAACCUAUUGACCCUUGCUCGUGAUCUUGGAUUGAAUGUUGUUGGUGUGAGCUUCCAUGUAGGUUCUGGAUGCCGCGAGCCUGCUGCUUUCCGCAGAGCCAUCUCUCUUGCUAGGGAUCUCUUCGAUUUCGGCACUGGCCUGGGCUUCAAUAUGACCCUUCUGGACAUUGGUGGUGGCUUCCCUGGAGACAACAAUACCAACUUUUCUGAGUGUGCAGAUGUCAUCAACAAAUCUUUAGACGAGCUUUUCGCAUCUCCUGAGAUCCAAGUAAUUGCUGAGCCUGGCAGAUACUUUGUCUGUUCCGCCUUUACUCUGGCCACAAACAUUCAUUCCAAACGAGAGAUCCGUUCCAAAGAGGGCGACAUCACCAGUGUCAUGUAUUACAUCAAUGACGGUGUGUACGGCUCAUUCAAUGCCAAGCUGUAUGAGGAUGCUGUCUUCCAUGGUGUGCCUCUCGAGACACCCAAAGGCAAACUGAUUCCUUCCUCUGUGUGGGGACCAACUUGCGACGGCAUUGAUAAGGUUCAAGAGAAUGUGCUGCUUCCUCUUAUGGACUUGGGCAGCUGGAUCAUCUAUCAAAACUUGGGUGCCUACUCUUUGCCUGUCGCGAGUCCCUUCAAUGGUUUUCCCGUGCCCAAGGUGCACACCGUGUCCUCACACGCAGCAUGGAUGUUGUUGAAAGACCGCCUGCCGAUGUCCCCCGAGCACUUCGUGGAGGGCAACACCCCGGCCAACCUGUGCAUGGGCUUGGACCUGGGGGGCGCCGCCCCCAUCGCCGAGGUGGCUCGCCGCCUGUCGCUGGCCGGCGCCCUCCCGGACCUGUCCCUGUCUCUGUCCCGCACGUCCCUGGACUCCAAGGGCUCCGAGGACCGCGACCACGACAUGUCCGACAUGUCCGACAUGUCUCCGUACAUGUCCCCGCCCAUCAUGUGUCGCCGCGCCUCGGUCGUAGACUCCUCGGACAUGACUGGCACCUCGCCCCUGUUCAUUGAAUUCAUCCAAGUUGGUCCUAUGGAUUAGCUCACCUUUUCGCUCUGGUGUCCCAGAUAAGACUUGACAACUGAUCAAAAACUGAAAAGAAAAAAAAAGAAGCCUGAAUAUAUUUUAGUUUAAAAAUGAUUUUUCAACUUCAUACCAGCAUUUUUGUCUGGUUUGAAUUUUUAUUCCAACUCUUGGGACCUAAAAGUGACUUCUUGUCACAAACUUUUAAUUGCCAAUUUUUUUUAAUUUUUAUUUCUAUUAUACUUGGGUGUGAAGUAAUGUAGUUCUACAAAUAAUAUGAACAUGGGGUUUCACAUGUAUCAAUUAUUACAUAGCUUGUUAAAUGACAUUCAUUUGUUGACCAUUUCAUUCAAUUUUUCUGACUAAAAAAGUUUUCUGGAGUAGCUUUUAUGUCAAUGGGCUGUAUUCCAUCAAAAUUUGGUUUUUCUUGUAUCUUGCAAGAAAAGCUGCAACUAGUUCAUUCUUGUACUUAGGUAAUUUUGUAUGUACUUAAUUCAAGACUGGCCAUGAAAUGAAUUUUUCUUAAUGAUGUAUCAUCCUAUUUCAAUGCAGGGUAUUACAUAUGAAUUUCAUAAUUAUGACUUUGACAGUCCAUUUUUCUUUUGUGUUAUUGAAUUGCCUAAUGUCCAUUUUGGUUGGUUUGUGGAUUGUAUUUGUUGGGGUAAAGUGAUGGUCAACACUUUCAUGUUUUUUAAAACAUUACCUUUGUUUUGGAAGUGUUAAAAGAAAUCCAACUUCUGUUUUUGAAUAUCAUGGUUGGAUUUGAUCACAAUUGCACUCCUACUGGAAAGGACACAAAUUGUCCAGGAUGUGUAAUCUUGAUUUGUUUUUUUAAAUUUGUUUUAUCAGUGUCUGAAACUUUACAUCAACUAUGUUGCUUUUCUGAAUGUUAAUCAAUUGCAUUCAUCUUAUCAUGUUUGAUUGGGUAAUUUUAAGAAUCAAGGUGAAAUGGUUAUUCUAUUGGGGUUUUAUGAUAUUAAUUAUUAAUCAUAGUGUUAGUGUAAUGAUUAUGAACUGCAUCUGGUAUGGAGUGUUUUUGCAUUGUUGCAUGACAACAUUUGCCAUUACUUACAUCAGAUCUGGUUCAGGAAGCGUUGUAGGGGUAAGUUCCCUUAAGCAAAGAGGCAGCUUGGCUGGAAAAUGUGGAUUAUUUCAUCUUUUUUUUUGUGGUAUUAAAUGAAACAAAAAAAAA